AUGGAGCGCAAAUUACGUUACAUUGAGGGCGAACUCAUGAAGGACAAUUUCAUCAUUUUUGAACCAGACGAGAUUCCUGAAGCUCCGCCUCCGAAGGAGAUGCUGGAGCUAGAAACCAAUCUAGACAAACUUGAAAACGAACUGCGAGAAGUCAACUUUAGUGUCGAGCAAAUGAAAAAUUCCUUCAUGGAGUUGACAGAAUUAAAGAUGGUUCUCCGUCGUGCUCAACUAUUCUUUGAGGAAGGUUCUUACGAGGUCAACGUGAAUCUUGCUGGCGGUGAUGAAGUGCUUGUUGAGGUUCCUGAACACCGAGAACAAAGAGAAGCUCUUUCUGGUUACAUUGAGAUGGUUCCUCAACCGGGAGAUUUCGACGUUGGUUUCCGUCAAGGCCAUGCCACAUCUACUACGUACACCAGUCACCAUGUUGAUUUCGUUGCCGGUGUAAUCCUUCGAGAGCGAAUUGCGCCAUUUGAAAGGAUGCUGUGGCGUGCAUGUCGUGGAAACAUUUUUCUGCGUCACACUGAUCUCGAAAGUAUCGAAGAUCCAGCCACGGGCGAGCCCUUGGACAAGUGCAUGUUCAUGGUCUUCUUUCAAGGAGAACAACUUCGAUCGCGUGUAGAGAAGAUUUGUGACGGUUUCCACGCCACCCUCUACACCUGCCCCGACACGCAGGAGAAGCGUCAAGCGAUGCUCCUCGACGUGACUACGCGUCGCGAGGACCUUCAGGUGGUGCUGCACCGCACAUCCGAGCACCGGAUGCGCGUCCUCGAGACGGCCGCGCACAGCCUGCGCGAGUGGUUCUACAAGGUGCACAAGAUGAAGUCCGUGUACCACGCGCUGAACCUCUUCAACCUCGACGUGACCACCAAGUGCAUGAUCGGGGAGUGCUGGUCCGCCGUCUCCGACCUCGACACCGUCCACAUGGCUCUGCGACGCGGCAUGGAGCGCUCCAACUCCAGCCUCCAGCCCAUCCUCAACCGACUGCACACCACGGAGCAGCCGCCCACUUUCCACCGAGUGAACAAGUUCACCAGUGCCUUCCAGAACAUCGUCGAUGCGUACGGCGUUGCGAGGUACCGCGAGGUGAAUCCCGCGCUCUUCUCCGUCAUCACCUUCCCCUUCUUGUUCGCGGUCAUGUUUGGCGACGCGGGACACGGAUUGAUCAUGUUCCUCGCCGGCCUCUUCUUGGUUCUUUGGGAAAAGAGACUGAUUGCCUCGAAGGUGAAGGGUGAGAUGUGGGACACGUUCUUCGGUGGUCGCUACAUCAUCCUGCUGAUGGGCGCCUUCUCCAUCUACACCGGCAUGGUCUACAACGACAUCUUCUCCAAGGCCACCAACAUCUUCGGCUCCUCGUGGUACCCCCUGUACGACGAGCGCACCCUCGACCGCGGCGAGCCGCUUCAGCUGAACCCCGCGGUCCACUCGGCCACCAACGUCACCGGCAUGUUCGCGGGCUUCCCGUAUCCCUUCGGCCUGGACCCGGUGUGGCAGUUGUCCCAGAACGCCAUCAUGCUCACCAACUCCUUCAAGAUGAAGAUGUCCAUCAUUAUCGGUGUGCUCCAUAUGCUCUUCGGUAUCAUCUUGGGUGCUUUCAAUUACAAGUUUUUCAGGAAUUCGCUGGCCAUUUACUGCGAGCUCAUCCCCGAGGUCAUCUUCCUGCUCUCCAUCUUCGGCUACCUCGUCGCCAUCAUCUUCUACAAGUGGAUCGCUUACGACGCAAACGACGCCCCCACUGCGCCGAGUCUUUUGUUGGUUCUCAUCAACAUGAUGAAAUUCUCUUACGACAACAAAGAUGGUGUUCAGCCCCUCUACAGCGGUCAGCUCGUCCUGCUGCCGUGCCGUCAGGAAUCAAACUCGCCUUCUGGUUGUGCUCCUGGCGAACUUGGAUCCUUCAAGGAUCUGCUAAAUUCGGCCCACGCGCACUGGAUGCUCACACACUUUCCCUGUAUCUCCUUCACCGAUUGCGUGGACUUCAAAAUUGUUGUUCAAAGCAUCCUGGUGGUACUUGCAGUCCUGUGCGUGCCGUGGCUGCUCUUCGCCAAACCCCUUCUCCUGCGUCGACAAAACCGCAUUCGCACCACCAUCAACGCUAUUCGCGCAGCGGGUGAAAACGGUCUGAGUGGUCCCCAGGCAGGCGGUUCCGGUGACUACGUGCCUUUCCGCAACGAGUCGUCUUCAAACCACACCGCCAACUCGUCCCACCACGUCGAUGGUGAUGGUGGUGGUGGUGGUGGCCACGGCGAUUCUGGGAAGUUCGAUUUCGGCGAGGUGUUGACCUACCAGGCGAUUCACACCAUCGAGUUCUGCCUCGGAUGCAUCUCCAACACCGCCUCCUACCUCCGGUUGUGGGCUCUCAGUCUAGCGCAUGCUCAACUCUCCGAAGUGCUCUGGGAGAUGGUGAUGGUGAAGGGUCUCAAGGUGGACGGCUACUACGGCUGCAUCAUCCUCUUCUUCGUGUUCGCCGCCUGGGCUGUACUCACUGUCGGUGUGUUGGUCCUGAUGGAAGGCCUCUCCGCCUUCCUCCACGCUCUUCGUCUUCACUGGGUGGAGUUUCAGAACAAGUUUUACGAGGGUUCUGGAUACCUCUUCGAGCCCUUCUCCUUUGUUCACAUCGACAAGCUCUCCGCAGAGUGA
Molecule: messenger RNA, 2634 nt
Organism: Mesocestoides corti
Lineage: Eukaryota; Metazoa; Platyhelminthes; Cestoda; Cyclophyllidea; Mesocestoididae
Source: the annotation of a GenBank genome assembly